This is a messenger RNA of Panonychus citri (citrus red mite), 4181 nucleotides long. RefSeq lists its product as uncharacterized. Gene Ontology annotation, molecular function: protein binding. Gene Ontology annotation, biological process: intraciliary retrograde transport. Gene Ontology annotation, cellular component: intraciliary transport particle A; ciliary basal body; axoneme. The transcript is spliced from 3 exons. NCBI's taxonomy places the organism in Eukaryota, Metazoa, Arthropoda, Arachnida, Trombidiformes, Tetranychidae. Bases 116 to 4123 code for a protein of 1335 amino acids. The record is from RefSeq and is a predicted model, not a curated record.
UGUAUCGAUUGAAGUUUUUUUUGUUAUUGAUUUUUUACCUAGUAACCGUUUGUUUCCAAGUGGAUUGAAAAUCAAAACAAUUAGUAUUCUUGUUUCGAUAACAAUUAACAACAUCAUGACUUCUUAUGUUGAAUUUAAUAUCGGUGGUGAUCCAAGUUUAGUUAAUUGUGAAAUCGGCCGAUGUGUUUGGUCAAAUGUAAUUCCAGUUUUAGCUGUUUCAGUUUACAGCAAUGGUGGAACAGUUAAAUUGUUCAAUGAAAAUGGUGUUUCUAUUGAGACUCAUGUCGAUUCUGAUUUAUCUUCAUCGAUUCCAGUUAAAUCUCAGUCUCAUGUUUCUGAUUUUCGAUGGCAUCCAAAGUUACCUGUUGUUGCGAUUACCUGGGAAAACGGUGACCUCGGUUGUUUCCACGUUCACAAGUUCAGGUCAAAGUGGAUCUAUUCAACUAGUACUGAGGAGAUUUUGCUCAAUUCCAAGUGGAUUGUUCAUAUGAUUUGGAUCGAUCCUGGUGACAAAUUAGUAACAGUUAAUAGUUCUGGUCUGAUUGUUAUUUGGGAGUUCAAUUCGAUAACCAAUUUGCUGACUUCGACCUUCAGUCAUCAGAUGGUUGAUCGACCCACCGAUUUGGCCAUUGUUAGUUCAAAGACUCGUUCCUCUAGGAUAUUGAUUGCUUGUAGUUCGGGAAUGAUUCAUCAAUAUUUAGUAUCUUCGGGAACGAUUUCUGAUGUUGUCCAAUUGGAAAAUGGAAUUCAAAGGAUAAUCUAUUAUUCUCGUAAAAAUCGUAUUAUCCUUGUAACCGAUAAUCUAUUUCUUUGUCAAUAUUCAAUAUCAUCAACAUCUCAUGAUGAAUUUAUUGAAAUUUCCAAGGUAAAACUAAGUGGCCAUAUAAAGGGAACCAAUUCUGAUAUGGUUGCUAUUGCCAUGGUCGAUGAAUCAAUCGGUUUAAUUGCAAUUUGUACCUCAGGUGAAAGGGUAAUUCGCUUAUGGCAAUUAGAGACAGGUCAUAAUGCAGCUCUCAUGGUCAUCGAUUCAGCUGAUUCAAAUUGGGCUGGAUUAAGUUGCCUUGAUUGUAGUCAAUCAUUACUUGUCUCUGGAACCACUAAUGGCCUGGUAAUCAUUUGGAAAAGAGCCUCAGGCUUGGAUUUCAAUAAAGUUGGUCAAGUCUCUGUGAAAGGAAGUGUUAAAACACUUUCGAUUUCCAAAUCAAAUCAAUUGUGUUGUUCAACUAAUAACAAUCAAAUUUACUUGAUUGAGGAACAAUCAAUUAUUACCUGUUACAAUUCAGAUCUUGGAUUAGUUCAGACUGGAGCUAAAGCACUGAAACUUUUUUGGAUCAACGAAAAUAAAUGCUACGAGAUUAACCUUGAAAGUCCAAUUCGAUUAGCGGUGAUCAGUACCGAAGCAAAUUACUUAGCAAUCAAAUCAACUGGAGUAAAAGAUACUAUGAUUUACCGAAUCUCAUCUGAACCUGAUCUAAUUCGUGAAGCGGCCGUUCCAUUGGCCUCAAAUUGGAUUGUCCUUCAUCGUGAUACAAUUUGGUCUUUGAUUAGUACCAAUGACGAUAGUUUGUCUCUCCAUUGUUACAAAAUUUCUGAUCUCCCAACAGAGACUCCGUUCAUCUAUGACCUGGAUAUCAGUUUAUUCAGAGAGAAACCGUUUGUUCAUUCAUUUGAUCUUAAUUGUGAUUCUCUUCUCGUCCUCCUAAAUCUUGAUUCACUUUACGUUUAUUACGUUUAUCAAAUCGACGGAUCGAAAUGUAAUCUUAUCGGUGGACCUAAAAUCUUAGAGAUACCAGUGGAAAAUGAUGCCGAUGAAUUUACACUUGAUUUCGAAAAAUUUUCCCCCAAUCAAUUAUCUUCAUCUUCAUCGACAACCGGAUUAUCUUCCUCGAAAUCAUCUCAAGUUAUUCUGAAAGAAGUGAAAAUCAACAACAAAGGUGAUCUAUUUGUAUUUACCCUUCAUGGUAUCGAUAUUUGUAUUGUUCAAACUUCAACGAGUUUAAUUUCAAGGGUUACCUGCGAAUCAACUGAUUCUAGUAAAGUGAUCUGGUCAAUCAAUGAGAGUAGAUUAUUUUGUGUUCUCAAUUCCGGUAAAUUGAAUAUCUUCCUGUGUUCUGGAGACGAUGAGAUUAUCGUUAAACUGUAUUCGGCUAAACUUGUCGACCCUGGUUGUCGAUUGAUUGGUUUUAAGGUUCCCCAUGUAUUUCUCAUGGAUCCUCGGUCCAAUGGAAGUAUUGUCCAAGAGGUUCUCGAAGAGUUCGAAGAUUUAACCCUGGAGACAACUCGAAUCAUGGUCGACUUUUUAACGAAAACCAAUAUUGAUCUCAACAGUGUAAUUAAAAAAAUCGGUGAACGUGAAGGUAACAAUUCACGAAUUUGGUCAAAUUUGGCUCGUAUUGCAGUUAAAUGUCGUGAUAUUAAAACUGGAAUCUAUUGUAUGUCCAAGAUGAAAAAUGUUCGAGUUGUUCGAGAUGCUAAAGAGAAACAAUCGAGUCCACUUGAAGCUUUGGCUCUUCUAGCGAUGAACCUUGAGCUUUACCGAGAGGCUGAAGAUUUCCUCAAGGAAUUGGGAGAUGUCAAUGUCUUAGCUCAAUUCUAUCAACAGCGAAAUGAAUGGAAAAAAGCAAUUCAAAUUGUAGAUAAACUAAAUUACAAAACUGUUUGUUACAAUUAUGCUAAAAAUUUGGAACUCGAAGAGGGAAAUCUUGAUGAAGCAAUUAAGUAUUACGAACUAUCGGGAAAUCAUAUCUUCGAGGUACCAAGGAUGUUAUUUGAUAUCGAAGGUAAUUCUUUAUUGGAAAGUUAUUGUCUUGGUCGAAAUGGAUUAUCAUCUAGAUCAACAGUCACAUCUGAGCCAACAAUUAAAAGUAAUUGUAGUUCACAGGACAGGAUUCAAUUGUAUCGCUGGUGGGGUCAAUAUUGUGAAUCUCUUGGUGACACUAAUCAAGCUUUGGCCUCUUAUGAAAAGGCUGAUGAUUAUUAUAAUUUAGUCCGAUUGUUGUGUUACUCUGGUCAAACGGAAAAGGCUAAAUCAUUAAUGUCCAGUUUGAAUAAUUUGAAAACAAUUAAAGUUGAAACAGAGUCAAAUUCAAAUGGUACCAAUCAGAUGGAGCAACUUGACGAUAAUAUUGAGAUGAGGUCGAAAAAAGAAGCGGCUUUACUUCAUUUGGGUCGGCAUCUUGAGGCCACUUUACCAACUGAAUCGAUUGGAUAUUAUUUAUCAUGCGGAGCAAUUAAUCAUGCAAUUAGAGUUUGCAAGGCAAACAAUUUACUCAAUGAACUUGUUAAGAUAAUUGUUAACUAUGGUAAUCGGAAAGAUGCUCUCAGUUUUCUCGGACGAUUACCACCCAAUGUAAUUUCAUCAGCUGAUCGACACACAAAUGAACAUGAUGAUGAAACUCUUGAAACUAAUUUACUAAUUCAAUUGUAUCAUAAAGCUGAUUUAGUUGACGGAGCAAUUAGACUUUGUCUUGAAACGGGCCGAUGGAAUGAACUUCGAGAGUUAAUGACCAAAGUUCUGGAACAAUAUGAAACCUCAGUCUCUCGUAAAGAUCUUACAAUUAAUGACAAUCAAAAUGAAUCACAAUCAGUUGAUGGUGAAAAUGAGAUUUCAGAAGCUACAAUAACCGCUGCCCUUGAGGCUUUGAAAAACAAUUCCGACCUUAUUGAUAUUGUAAUUGAUUUGAUUCUGUUGACCAAAGGUGAUAAAUCAUUGAUUCAAGAUCUUAUCUUGGAGCAUAAUAUUGAAAUUAAUGAGAAAUUAAUUGAUAAAGUUGAUCGGAUUAUGGCAAAGGAAGGAGAUACUCGGUUAAUUGUCGUUCUAGCGGAAACGGCACUUCAACAAGGUCAAUAUUUUGUCGCUGCGAGACUGUACAAUUCAAUUGGAGAUCGAAUGAGUUCACUGAAAUCUUUAAUUCGAACCGGAUUAACUGAUAAGAUAAUUAAUUAUGCAAACAUUGCAAGAGAUAAAUCAGUUUACCGGAUCGCUGCCAAUUACUUACAAACAAUUAACUACUCAGAUGAUCAGUUAAUUGCUACUUUCUAUAAAAAAGCUGGAGCCAAACAAGAGCUACGACGAUUUAUGUCCAGAGAAGGUCAUUCUGUUGACGAAUCGACAAUCAGUUAAUCAUUGAUAAUUAACUUUCAAUUCGCUUUGAUAUUUGUUACAAUUUUUUCCCCGAUCA